Molecule: messenger RNA, 1131 nt
Organism: Cladocopium goreaui
Lineage: Eukaryota; Dinophyceae; Suessiales; Symbiodiniaceae
Source: the annotation of a GenBank genome assembly
CAGGAAGAACUCGAGGCCUGCACCAAAGCUUCAGCCAGACUCAGGAAACUUGGGCUGCCGUGCUUGGGCCAGGAGCAGCUUUUCUUGCGCAAGGGGCGGAUUCGAACCUCGGCCCUUGACUUCUUCAACGACGAUCAGCGGUCGGCUCCGCUGGAUGGCGAGAUUCCGGAGCUACUGGGGCGAGAGGAUCCGGCAUUGCAGGUCUUCAAAGAUCCAAUGGAUGACUUUCAGGCACCUCCCGUGGGCCUGGAACAGAUCGAUGUUCCCCGGCCCGGGCCCAGAGAACGUCCUUUCGUGUUGGAGGAGGUGCAGCUGGAUCAGCCUGGCCGGCGAUCAGUGGAGAUUCCGAUCCAUUCCCCUGAGGAAGCAAAGGUCUUCGCCGCGAACUAUGCUGUGGCAUCGCACACACCCGUGGAUGUGGACCUGGACAAGAAUGAGAUCGUCCCGGAUGACCCCAGCCAGGCGCCAGUUGAUCAGCCAGAGGAGGAGGUUCAGUACUGGGUGAUGGAGGGAUCAGAUGGAUCGGGACCUGUGGUGGUUCAUCACGAACAUCAUGUCAGCCACGGCCAUCACGAUCACGGACAUGUCGCUGGUCACCACGGCAAGGAUGGGAUGUCCUAUUCGCAUGAGGAAACCAUCACGACAGGGAAUGGUGUCAACCACGGUCAAGGUCAUAUGACAGUGCGUCAUCACAUUGUCCAUCGGGUCCACGAACAUGAGCCGCAGCGCCAGCGUUUCGUGCCACCCCCACCUCCUCCGGACGAUGACAUGCGACUUCUGGACGAGCCACAGGUGGAGCCUCUGCAACCAAAGAUCGUGCUGGGCGGCUUGUUGGCAAUCUUCGCACAGGUCUAUCUUUGGGGCAAUGUCUUCGUGACUCUCUUCAAGCCCAACCGCAGUCCAAAUCCGGCUCCAGGUGCAGCCCCCCUUUCAAGCCCCACACGCGAAGAGGUUCCGGCAGCACAGCCGCCCCUGGUGUUGUUUGGAGCAGGUGGUGCAGUGGGAGAGGCCCGCAGCACCAAUGAGGAAACACAGACUGCGUGAACAAAGAAGAUAACGCGAGUGAGCGCAAAAAACGAUGCUGCUCUUUUAGGUUGUUUCACCAGGGCCCAAAUCCACUGUUUGCUCAUC